Orbilia oligospora ATCC 24927 is the source of this 1683-nucleotide messenger RNA. RefSeq lists its product as uncharacterized. The coding region runs from base 1 to 1683 and encodes 560 amino acids. The record is from RefSeq and is a predicted model, not a curated record. NCBI's taxonomy places the organism in Eukaryota, Fungi, Ascomycota, Orbiliomycetes, Orbiliales, Orbiliaceae. The transcript is spliced from 3 exons.
AUGGCCCACCUCGGACGCGGCCCCAUGGCUCGCGGCCGCGGAGCAGUCCCACCCCCCCCUCUACGCGGCGGCUCCCGACCCCCUCCACAACAAAUAAUGCCAGCACCACAAGGCUACUACGAACCCCCUCCGCCACAGCAACAACAACCCCCUCCAGGUACUCACUCACGCCCCAUAACUCCACGCCCCCGCACCCCAUCACUCCAAACUAAUCCCUACCAUCCCCCACCAGGUCACCACCCCUUACCCCCGGGCGCUGGCGGCGGAAAUCCAUUCCACAGAGGUGGUGGCGGUGUAGGAAGAAUGCCAGUUGGUGGUGGUCGUCCCGGUGCUCCACCGUUAUCACAUCAUCAUACCCAUCCGGGGGCAUAUGCUGCCACGGAACCAGGGUAUGAUAUGGACUCUGGCGAAGAUCAUACGCCCGAAAGUGGGAAUUCUCCGGAAGGAAGUGAAUUGACGUUGGGACCUUCGCCGGGUCCUCAUGGAUAUGGUGGUGGGGGGUAUCCUCCGCCCCCACCGCCCGGUAGAGGGGUACCCCCGCCGCAGUAUUUUGAUAGUCCGGGGCUUAUGGCGGAGAAUACGCAUUUGAGGCAGGAGGUUGCGGUGUUGAGGCAGAGGGUUAAUGAGAUGGCGGCAGGUAACGAAGUCGCCCGCUGGGAUCCCGCAAUGGCAGCUCAACUCGAAGUCAAAGAUUUCGAAAUCACGGGUCUACAUACCCAAAUGCAAGAAAUGAUGACCGCAAACCAAUCCGAAAUCACAAAACUCACCGAAUCCCUCAAAGCCGCCGAAUCAAAACUAAAAGAAGAAUCAGAAAAACGUGAAAAGGAAGUGAAAACUCUAAAAGAUGAUCUAGACGACGUAACAGCAUACCUUUCCGUCGCAAAGGCAGAGGAAGGCGUAGUCGACGACGUAUGGUUCAAAGAGGAGCUCACGAAAUUUGCUACUCAGUUGAGAAAUUGGGUAUGGAAACAUUGUAAAGCCGCCUCGCAGAUGCCGGAGAUGGUCCAGGAUAUAGGCAUUCAAGCUAGAAUCGGCCACGCGGUCCCGGAAUUCGCAAGAUUAACGAUGAGCAACAGCAGAAUGACGGUAAUGCAGGCUGUCGUACAAGAUAUCAUCUUACGAAGGAUAUUCGAUAGAUACUGCGUCGGACUGCAGGAAGGACAGGAAGCCGCGAUGAGAGGGAUUGAAGUCAUGUUGACACAGCACUCGGUUACAGUACCACCAAACUACGGCAUGAUAAACCGCUGGCGCGCCCUCUCAAUCGCUCUUCUCACAAACACCCACCCCGUAAAAGACAACUCCGAAUCCGCAAUAGUCGACUGCUGUUCCGAAGUCGAAUCCGUCGUUUUCUCCCUCAUCCCCGGUCACAAAGCUCGUCCGGGCGACGCCGCUUCGAGAGCAUUAAUCCCAUUACUAGCAAACGCUGUCAGAAUCUCUCACCAUUUUAAGGGCCAACGUGCAAGAAUCGAUGUCGUUAGCCCCGUGGGACAUAUAUUCGACCCAGAGUGGAUGGAAGAUGCGUCAGGUAUGGAAGAUGAUGUAGAUGAGGAUUUGAGAGGGAAGAUGGUUGGUGCGUGCGCGUUUCCAGCGGUUAUUAAGUGGGGUAAUGAGAAGGGCGAUGAUUAUGGGCUUAGGACUAUUAUAUUCAGAGCGAAGGUGCUUUGUUUGUUGGAUACAGAUUAA